AUGCAAACCUGUCCAGAGAGAUGGUUUCUUGGUUUGGAACCCUCGGUUUGCUUUCCCUUGCCUUUAGCUCGUGAACUAGCUCGAGCCGGAGCUUUCUUCACCGGAGUAGAUCGCGAGCAGCUUCGGCUUUGGAGAUGGAGUUGUGCUCCUUCUGCUCAGAUCGAAACGGUUGCCGGGAUUGAGUUCGUCGAGAUCUCGUCGUUCUCGAGUAUCGGCGUGUGGAGGAGUGACGAUGGUUUCAUCGGCGUUCAGCGCUUCUCGGCGGUCACCACCGGAGGUGUAGUGACCGCUGCUUCAGUCUCCGUCAGUCGCGGUGGAGCUAGGGUUUCGGCAGAGUUUGCGGGAUCGGCGUCGUCUGUGUUCUCGAGGAAUCUCCGGCUCCUCGGGUUUCUCCGCCGUGGCUUCUUCAUCCGCCAUCGGUUCAUCUUCCGCCGUAGCGAAAGACUCGGCCUCGGGACACUCCUUCAAAGAGAACCAUCUGCCGUCGUUGGAUCACUACUCGUCGGCGGCUUCUCCGAUCAUCGUGAUAAUCGGCGGUGGAGGAUCUUGAAUCGUCGUUUGAGCGGCGGGUUCGUCGAUUUGGACCGGCGUAGAGGCGGAUCCGUCGGUAUGCGUCUCGGAUCGGUCUUGACUUGGACGGAUUCUUCCUUGUCUAGUCGCGGUCACCAUUGA
Molecule: messenger RNA, 672 nt
Organism: Microthlaspi erraticum
Lineage: Eukaryota; Viridiplantae; Streptophyta; Magnoliopsida; Brassicales; Brassicaceae
Source: the annotation of a GenBank genome assembly